This is a messenger RNA of Anopheles coustani, 1536 nucleotides long. RefSeq names its product tektin-4. Gene Ontology annotation, biological process: cilium assembly; cilium movement involved in cell motility. Gene Ontology annotation, cellular component: microtubule cytoskeleton; nucleus. Bases 1 to 1536 code for a protein of 511 amino acids. The record is from RefSeq and is a predicted model, not a curated record. Lineage: Eukaryota; Metazoa; Arthropoda; Insecta; Diptera; Culicidae. The transcript has 6 exons.
AUGGCUCAACUAAAUUGUCCGCCGUGUACCCCUUGUGCAUCUGUUUGUAUUGAACACCAACCAAUUCAAACGGAAACUUCUUUGGAUAAUCCUUUCCACACUCCCAGGGAACCUACAGUAGCUGAUAUUAAUGCAUAUCAAAAGGAGCUACAAACAAAUCCGGUCGGUUUGCCAGCAAGCGAGCCACCACCGUAUCUACCGCAAAGGGAUGGCAAUUCGGAUGGUUAUCCUUUGGCAAAACUGAUGGGUCCCAUUGGUCCUUGGGCUACGGGUCGCGUCGAUUGGGGUGCGCUGUCUGGGCAAACUGGAACACGUCCCGUGGUUAAUCAGUACAGCAUUACGCGCUACAGUGUGGACGAAUGGCGUCAAAGAAAUGCGGACAUCAUAGCCGCGUGUCAGUCUACGGUUGACCAUAGCGUCAAGGUAGAAAACACUAGCAAAAACACCAUCAUACGCACCUACGCCACGGCGGACAAGACGCAAACCGAUUGCACCCAGAGUUUGCAUGUGCGCGCUAAGAAUAUCGACGAUUUAAAGAGUGAGCUGAAUCGAGCCAUUUCUGCAAUGCAGGAAGAAAUAACGGCUCUUGAACGUCAGCGUCGGCGCUUGAAGCAAUCGCUCGCGGUUCUACGUAUGCCAGAAGCAAUCGCGAACGAAUGCCUCGAACGUCGUACAGGACGUCCAGACACUGAAUUGAUCCGCGACCGUCCAGAAGAGGAGCUCAUACGUGAAAUAAGUCUUAUAUCCGAGAUAAAAGCGAUCCUAUUGCAAACUCUGGCGAACAUUGAACAACAGCAAAGCGACAAUCGCGCAGUACGGCAAAGGAUGGAAUUCGACUGGAGCGAAAAGAAGAUGGCCCACGAGAACGAUGCUAUCAAUUGUAACCUGCGCAACCAGUCGACCAACACUCUGUUCAAGCCCGGAGCGACACGCUGUUCGAAUGAGCAAUCUACCGAGAUCUACUGGGAAAAAUUUACUCGUGAAACUUUGGAUAUGUUCAACGAUUGCCGCCGUAAGUCGGAACAGCUACGUAAUACACUUGAUGCCAUACUUACUAAUGCCGCCCGAGAUUUGCGAACGCAAGCGGAUUGUGUAGAGCGGGCGUUGGCAACACGCAUAUCUUGCAUGGAAGAAAUCCGAGAGAAGCUUGAGAUUGAUUUGCGAACAACGCUGCAACGCUUGGCAGACACUGAAAUACAGAUCGGAAAGCUGCAGGUAGCUAUUCGUAACAUGGAUUACGGUAUGAUGGUUGUCCACACACGGCUCGAUAACAGAAAUCAACGUCCGAGAGUGGAAAACUGUCGUGACCAGCCGCAGGCACUUCUAAUAGCCGAGGUCAAAUCGCUCGAGGAGGGUACAUCAGCUAUGAAUGCCCAGUUGAAGCAGGAGGAGGAUAUUAAACAAGAACUCGUAAAUCGUCGCAACGAGCUGGAACGCGAAAUUAUGCUCAAACGACGCACCAUCGCCAUCGACCGAGACCGUUGUCAAUUGCUGAGAUCACAUUUUCCGUCAUCUACGGCGUUAAGCGGAUAUUAA